Oncorhynchus keta (chum salmon) is the source of this 576-nucleotide messenger RNA. RefSeq names its product transmembrane protein 252-like. Bases 1 to 576 code for a protein of 191 amino acids. NCBI's taxonomy places the organism in Eukaryota, Metazoa, Chordata, Actinopteri, Salmoniformes, Salmonidae. The record is from RefSeq and is a predicted model, not a curated record. The transcript has 2 exons.
AUGGAUACGAGGAAGCACCUGUGUUCCCUGGCCCGUAUGUUGCUGCCUGCCCUGGGCUUUGUCCUCAUCUGUGUGGGGGCCUACCUGAUGUCCCUCCACAAUGCCUACAACAGCUCCCUGUGUUACAUCCUGGCCUACGUCCUCAUUGCCUUUGGCUUGUGUUGCCUCCUCACCGGGGUCUUCUGGACCAUCUGCCAUGGCAUGAAGAGGAAGAGGCAGAGGAGCAGGAGCCACCACACCACUGCACACCUCCAUGUCUACACCGUUGACAGACCCAGCUUCCACCUUCCUUCAUAUGAGGAGUCUCAGCACAACCACACCUCUGCCUUCUCUGCUACUGCAGCUGCAGCUUACUCUGUGCUGGGGCUCUCUGAAGACGGCCUGAGGUUCAAUCUGGCCCCCCCUCUGUACACCCAGGACAUCUCUGAGGCCCCAGACGACACCUUCAACCAUGAAGAACCACCUGCUUACUCUGAGAUGGCCAUGCAGCUGCACAGGGAGCCACAGGGGCUUCCACAGCAACCAGAACAUUCCGGUUUGGACAGAGUUCCAUGUCCUGAGCUGGACGGUCGAUAG